AUGGACGAAGCCAUCGGGCCAGAAAAGCCGCUGCCACAUUGCAACGACUCUGCGAGCACUGAAGAAUACGUCGAAUCUUUGCUGGAUUUUGUCGGCUCUGACGAGCUGCUGCGGACUCUAUGCGGCGGUGUACACAUCCUGGACUUCUUCACCAGCGAGCCUUCACUCUACGACAAGAUUCUGCCUCAGGAGUGGCGAGAUUUCUUCGUUCAUCACGAUGCAUUGCGAAUUGUCGAUUUGCUCCUCCGAGAUGAUUUGUCACUAUUUGACGAAGACUCCAGUGUUGAGAAUACUACGUGUGCCGAACCAGCGCCCCCAGCCAGCUUGCUGAAAUUCAUCAAAAGAGUCAGAAAUCAUCUCCUGCUUCGGGAUUUAGGUGGGUCUCAAUGCUCGCGCAAUAGACAGGUCAAGCAGGUGCAGAAGCUUUCACGGAAUGCAUCAGUGGGCAUGAACGUGAAAAAGGUCCACGAGGUUGGCUUAUUCGCUUCAUAUCUUGACACUCUUACCACGUCUAUCAGCGACGCUACUAACAAACCCAUCACUCACCUCGUGGACUUCGGAUCUGGCCAAAACUACCUAGGCCGUGCUCUGGCUAGUGAGCCAUACAACAGAAACAUUGUUGCCAUCGAGAGCAGGCAAGAAAAUGCUGAACGCGCGAAAGAAUUCGAUGUCUUGGCCAAACUGGCAAUUAAGCAAAAGAUCAUGCGGGAUAAGAAGGCUUUUAGGAUAAAUGGCUUCGAUCCAGUAUCGGCUACGAACACUCUAGUUGCCAAUGCUGAUCUUCCAACACCGCCUCCUGAGCACAACUCUGGACUUAUUCCACGGGCACCGGAAGUCGAAAUGGCAGCAGCUGGAAAGGGCAAGAUCCAAUAUGUCGAGCAUCGAAUCGCUGAUGGUAACCUCAAAGAUGUCAUUGAUCGCAUACCUGAGGCUACUGCUGACAAGAAUGUUAUGGUGAUGUCUCUGCACUCCUGCGGCAACCUUGUACAUCAUGGGCUGCGAUCUUUGCUGAUCAACAACGAAGUUCGAUGCGUGGCAAUGGUAGGAUGUUGCUACAAUCUUGUUACAGAAAGGCUCGGACCUGCUACAUACAAGCUACCACAACUCCGUCCUACAACAUUCGAUCACCCUCGGCUGGAAAAGACUGGUGAAGCCAAUGAUCCUCACGGCUUUCCGAUGUCUAAGAGAUAUUGUGACUAUUACGAUAGCACGAACCCGAGCAACGAAGACAAAGGAGUGCGGCUGAACAUCACAUCUCGCAUGAUGGCUGUUCAGGCACCUUCCAAUUGGGGACCUUCCGAUAGCGAGAAUUUCUUUACUCGCCACUUCUACAGGGCGCUAUUGCAACGCAUCUUCCUAGAUCGCGGUAUUGUUGGCCCGCCCACUCCGAACUGUGUUGGAGGAGUGUCACCUGCAGGGCACAGCAGCGGAGGCACUCCCAUUGUCAUUGGCAGCCUUCGCAAAGGCUGCUACGAGAACUUCACAACGUAUGUUCGCGGCGCCUUGGCAAAGUUGACACAGGACGAGGUCCAUGGCGCUCUAUUCCGGGAGAAGAUGGGAGACAUCACAGAUGAAGAAAUCGACAGAUACGCAACGGAGUGGAAGGAAGGCAAGAAGAAGCUCAGUAUCAUGUGGAGUCUGAUGGCAUUUUCUGCGGGUGUGAUUGAAGCUGCGAUUGUGGUCGACAGGUGGCUAUGGUUGAAAGAGCAGGAUGAAGUGAAGGAAGCUUGGGUGGAGCCAGUCUUUGACUAUAAGUUCAGUCCGAGAAAUCUGGUCGUGGUCGGGAUCAAGAGAUGAUCAAGUAUCUGGCCAGUGUC
This is a messenger RNA of Cercospora beticola, 1817 nucleotides long. RefSeq lists its product as uncharacterized. The record is from RefSeq and is a predicted model, not a curated record. NCBI's taxonomy places the organism in Eukaryota, Fungi, Ascomycota, Dothideomycetes, Mycosphaerellales, Mycosphaerellaceae.